AUCUCUGCCGGGAACCACGGCAGCUGAAUGUGAGUCGAACCUGAAGAAAAUCUACACCGUGGAAACUGUCCAGAACUUUUGGAGAGUUUACAACAACAUACCCAGUGUCUCCAGCUUACCUCUGAGGUGCAGCUAUCAUCUGAUGAGGGGAGAAAGGAAGCCUCUGUGGGAAGAAGAGAGCAAUGCUAAAGGCGGUGUUUGGAAAAUGAAAGUGCCCAAAGAGUGCACUUCUUCUGUGUGGAAAGAGCUGCUGCUGGCUACAAUUGGAGAACAGUUCAGUGAUUAUUGUGCCUCAGAGGAUGAGGUCGUCGGGGUCAGCGUCAGUGUCAGAGACAGAGAGGAUGUCGUUCAGGUUUGGAAUGGGAACGCUUCCUGUGCCAACGAGUCAAAUGUCUUAGGAAAGAUCUAUGAGCUUCUCCCACAGACGCCUUUUAAAGCUGUGUUUUAUAAACCUCAUGAGGAGCACCAUGCUUUCGAAGGCGGUCGGAGCAGACACUAAUUCUGCACAUCGGACGUUUUCAUACGAUAUUCUUUGCAGUUAGUAUUUGUACCAUAAUACUUGGGCAGACAACAGUUGAGUUGAGCUGUUGAUCUUAAUUACGUCAAUCAGUCCCACGUUUUGUGACUCGGUGAUGGUGAAUGUUUUCAAAGAACCACUGACAUCCCUAAAAACCAAAAAUUUGUUAUUGUUAAAAAAACAAAAGUUAUUUUAGUUUUUAUUUUUAAUGUUUUUUUAAAUACUGUGAUAUUUUAUAGAAUUAAAAAGCUAAUUAGAUGCACUCUUAACAUUUGUUCAGAUUACUGAGCACAGAUCUCCUAAUGUACUGUUGGUUAUUGGUUUAAAGUUACAGAGCUCCGUAAUCAAAAUAAUUAUAAAAAAAAUAAUAAUACAUUAUGAUUCUGGUAAGCAGAUUUUUGUGUUUGUGUAAAUUAGUCUUUGGAUAAUGACUAACUCUUUAGUAGGCAGAAAGUUUCGUGUUUUUUGCAGAAUAUUGCACAUCCUUUCUUGUUAUGUGUGAAAGGAGAAUUUUCUUUUUACAGUAAAAUAACCUCAAUGCACACAACACCUUGAUUAUAAGAAAUACAUGCAAUCAUUUCUGUUCUUUAUCUGUACAGGUUUGGUAGUUCUGCUGUGCUGUUGACAUCAUGUUGUUUAUGCUUUUGCCUUAAAUCAAGCAUUUUGCUUGUGUGUCUUUUUUCGUAAGACAUCUGAUAGUGCCACUAGAACUGUAUGAAGUUGUGAAACUUGAGACAAAGUGCACUUUGGCUUUGUCACCUUUUCAUGAGGUGUCAAUUUAUUUUCUGUUUUCUUGUUUUACUUUUCUUUUCCUUUGGUAAGAGCUACAACUUCUAUGUGUUCAUAUUGUCCGUCCGGUUAGGGGUGAACUUCUGCCAUUGUUUACUGAAAUGUUAACAGUUUGUAACGUUGUGUCUGACUUUCAUCGAGAAACUACAUUUUCUUAUUGUAUACCGAUAACUGUGCCAGACUUAAUUUGCCAACUGUAAUUUGGUUGUUUAUUUGUUGGGGGGGGGUUUGCACAGUGAAGUAUAAAAAAAUACUGUUUCCCUGCAUCAUUUUUUUUUCUUCUGAUGGCUCAUUUCAAAUUUGAAAUCUUGCAACAGAUUGUUGACCUUGGAUGGUGCCUUGCGUUCUAUCAUUGGCGACAGUGUUAAAGUCCUCUUUGUUCUGCAUGUUGAAACUGUGUACAUAGUUGUUUUUGUUGGGUUUUUUUACAUGUUARAAAUUGAAAAAUAAAGAAUUCUUUUUAAAGAUAUUCUUCAGAAAUUGUUUACCUAUAAGUUGAUGAUGAAUAAUCUGAAAUUUUAGGCUUGAUGGUGUUUUUCUCGAAAUCGGGAUUUAAUUUUCUGGAAAACUAUUUUACAUGAUUAUUGAUAAAUCCAAUACACUUCUUAAUAAACUACUAAGCUGAUAGUUACUUUAUUAAUACAUGUCAUUACACCAGAAAAACACUCAAGUGUUGUAUUCAAUAUACAGUUUUCAGCUUUGCUUCUAAUGAAAGAGCAGCUAGAGUGAGAAUGUCUCCCUCUUGUGUUUGCACAAGUGUACAUAUCUUAGGUUUAAUCAUGGAUGGAAUUCAAUACAAAGUCUAGUCAAUAUUUGACUUGUUUAAUGCAAAUCUGCAGUUUUUCAUAGUGGCCAUCUUUAUGUGCUGACUAACUACUUCUGCAAGAUGGCCAGCAUCUAAAAAGAAAAUCACUGUCAGACUGGAUCAUUGUUUGAAUUAGACUAUAAAAUGAGAUGAAAUCUUAAUACUGAGGGUUUAUUGUCAGGAGAUAAGUAAAAAUGUAUGAGCUUUUGAUCUCAUGAAACAUCAGUGCUGCUCUAACACUGUUUUUAAAAUAGUUAACCAGCAUGACAUAUUUUAUAAAAAUGUAGUUAAGAAGUUUUUUUUAACUAAACAUGUAGGUAGGAAGUUAAAGUGAUUUUCCAAGUUUUCCAUUGCUGAAAUUCUUGUAACAAACAACUACAGUUUAAACAAACAUGACAUCACAAAAAUGCUAAUAAUAAAAUACCUUAUUGUGUUUUUGGAAA
Austrofundulus limnaeus is the source of this 2554-nucleotide messenger RNA. Its product is annotated as eukaryotic translation initiation factor 4E type 3. Gene Ontology annotation, molecular function: RNA 7-methylguanosine cap binding; translation initiation factor activity. Gene Ontology annotation, biological process: translational initiation. The record is from RefSeq and is a predicted model, not a curated record. Gene Ontology annotation, cellular component: eukaryotic translation initiation factor 4F complex. NCBI's taxonomy places the organism in Eukaryota, Metazoa, Chordata, Actinopteri, Cyprinodontiformes, Rivulidae.